AUGAAAAGCUUUAGUCCAGAAGAAGUUGCCCAACAUAACAGUGCGUCCGACUGUUGGGUGAUUGUGAAUGGAAUGGUGUUCGAUGUCACAAAGUUUCUCAAUGAGCAUCCCGGAGGAAAGAAAGUUCUGCUGAAGAUGGCUGGCAAGGACGCCUCAAAACAAUUCAAGUCCUUCCACAAUGAUGCGAUUAUGCAGCGUGUCGGUCUUCCUAUGCAGAUUGGUGUUGUUGGCACUGUUGCUACUGCUACCACUGUUUCUAAUCUUGUGUCUGCACCACAAGCUAAAUUUGGGGAGGGUCUUCCUUACAGUGAUCCUACCUGGUACCAAGACUGGAACAGCCCUUUUUAUAAUGAAUCCCACAUUCGUUUGAGAAAGGACGUUCGUGCAUUUGUUGAUAAGGAAGUCACUCCUUUCUGCCACGAGUGGAGUGAAGCCAAGUCCAUUCCCCGAUCUAUUAUCAAGCGUGCUGCCGAACUAGGUCUCCUGAAUGCUGGUUCUGGUGCGGCCACAAACCCUGCUGCCAAGGGACUCAUGCCUUAUCCUCUGCCAUCUGGUGUUUCAGCCGAAGAAUUUGACAUCUUCCAUGAGUUUAUCUGUGUUGAUGAAGUUGCCCGCUGUGGAUCUGGUGGAUUCCUUUGGGCUCUUAUGGGUGGUCUUAGUAUCGGUCUUCCUCCUGUGAUCAACUUUGGAUCCAAGGAAAUGAAGGAAAGAGUUGUGCCAGGCUGUCUUUCGGGAGACAAGAUUAUUUCGCUGGCCAUUACUGAGCCUUCUGGUGGAUCUGACGUUGCCAACCUUCAGACGACCGCAAAGGACAUGGGCGACCAUUUCUUGGUCAAUGGUGAAAAGAAGUGGAUCACACAGGGUGCCUAUGCCGACUAUUACACUGUUGCCUGUCGCACGGGUGGCCCAGGUAUGGCUGGCGUGUCUUUGUUGUUGAUCGAGCGUACAAUGCCAGGUGUUGAAGCACGUGCAAUGGAUGCCCAGGGUAUGUGGGGUUCAGGAACCUCUUACAUUACUUUUGAAGACGUCAAGGUACCAAAGACCAACAUUAUUGGUAAAUUGAACUAUGGAUUCAAGUACAUUAUGCACAACUUCAACCAUGAGCGUAUUGGUAUUGUUAUGCAAGCCAAUAGAUUUUCUCGUGUUUGUAUUGAAGAAGCCUUCAAGUAUUCCCUAAAGAGAAAGACUUUUGGCCAAACCUUGGUUGAACAUGCCGUGAUCCGUAACAAGUUUGGCCACAUGAUUCGCCAGGUUGAGGCCACCCACGCAUGGCUCGAGAGUGUUCUUUAUCAGAUCAAGACCUUGCCAGUCAAGGAACAACCCGAACUUUUGGCUGGUCCAAUUGCUUUACUCAAGGCACAAUCCACACAAACAUUCGAGUUCUGUGCUCGUGAGGCUGCACAGAUCUUUGGUGGACUUGCCUACACCAGAGGUGGUCAGGGUGAAAAGGUUGAACGUCUUUAUAGAGAAGUCAGAGCCUAUGCUAUUCCUGGUGGAUCUGAAGAAAUCAUGUUGGAUCUUGGAGUCAGACAGGCCAUGAAGCAGGCCGCAGCCAUUGCAAAAUCCAAGCUUUAA
This is a messenger RNA of Phycomyces blakesleeanus NRRL 1555(-), 1575 nucleotides long. RefSeq lists its product as hypothetical. Gene Ontology annotation, molecular function: oxidoreductase activity, acting on the CH-CH group of donors; heme binding; flavin adenine dinucleotide binding. Bases 1 to 1575 code for a protein of 524 amino acids. The transcript is spliced from 7 exons. NCBI's taxonomy places the organism in Eukaryota, Fungi, Mucoromycota, Mucoromycetes, Mucorales, Phycomycetaceae. The record is from RefSeq and is a predicted model, not a curated record.